Molecule: messenger RNA, 360 nt
Organism: Amoebophrya sp. A120
Lineage: Eukaryota; Dinophyceae; Syndiniales; Amoebophryaceae
Source: the annotation of a GenBank genome assembly
AUGAGGUUUGGGUGCGUCAAGAUGGCGAUCAUCCGGCUGCUUGGCUCUGCUUUCAGUCAACUCCCUUCCUCGACAAUACGACGGCGACUACAUACGGAGAUGAUGGACCUCGUCUCUACUGCCUGCAGAAUGUCAGCCUCUCAAUCGCACAAGACCAGCUCCGCAUGUGGAUCGCUGCGGUGCGCAGACUGUCGUCCCGGUCGCAGCACGGCGGCCUGGCGAACUUUCCGGACGAACUUUUUCGCAAAGUGCAUGCGUUUCUUGGGCCCCUGGGGACCGCGCUCUCCAACCGCGACUACCUGGCUUCGGUUGCCGUUGAAAAGCGCCGCAAGGAUGUCGAGGGGCUUCUCGACUUGGUAG